AUGUCUUGCACGCGUCUUCUAGUGAUCAACCCAAACUCUUCCAAAUCUGUGACAGAUGGGCUGGAGGAAGUACUUAGGCCUCCUCCUCAGACCGAGCUCGCGUUUUACACUGCUCCAAAGAAUGCACCUCCAUCGAUUAACGAUAUGAUCACUGCAAACUUAACUGCUACGGCGUGUUUCCUGGACAUACAGGAGAAGAAACUUAUCGAUCAGCAUGACGGAUUUCUGGUCUGCUGUUUCUCUGAUCAUCCGCUGACGCAUAUGCUUCGCGAAAUAACACCCAAACCCACCAUUGGGAUCUUUGAAGCGGCAAUUACCCAAGCCCUCCUCUUAGGCAAACGCUUCGGUAUUGUGACUACGGGAUCAGGAUACAGCGCUGACAUUCAUAAAGGCGUACAAGCGAUUAUGGGUGGUAACUCUCAGAGAUUCGCUGGAAUAGUAACGACUGGCCUUGGGGUUGUGGAGUUACGAGAGGGUGAUCGCCAGAAGAUCGAGAGGAAUAUGAAGGAAUAUAGCGGUAAGAUUGCUCAGAAAGGCGCAGACGUUAUCUUGCUCGGAUGUGCAGGAAUGACCGGUAUGGAAUCAUUAGUUGUGCAAGGUGCAGCUGAAGCACGACCUAUGGCCAGUCCUGUUCGUGUCGUAGAUGGAGCUAAAGCCGGUGUAGAGAUACUUGCAGGCCUAGUGCGAUUCUGUGCAUGCUGA
Messenger RNA from Lentinula edodes (shiitake mushroom), 702 nucleotides. RefSeq names its product Asp/Glu/hydantoin racemase. The record is from RefSeq and is a predicted model, not a curated record. Bases 1 to 702 code for a protein of 233 amino acids. Lineage: Eukaryota; Fungi; Basidiomycota; Agaricomycetes; Agaricales; Omphalotaceae. The transcript is spliced from 3 exons.